AUGUCUGAAAGCGCUAAGAUCAAGAUCAUGAACGAGGUCAUCCACCGCCUCUGGGCUGAGGAUCCUGAUACUGCUCAGACCCUCAAGCGCUACAUCAGUGAGACCGACCACAUCAAGGACAUCAUGCAAGCCGUCGUUAAGGACAUUGGCUAUGCCAUGAACGAUCUCAACCUUCGUGGCGAGAACGCCGUUGCUCUCAACCGUUGCAAGUACGAUCUUCUCCGUGCUGUUGACGAGCACAACCGUCUCACUCGCGAUGGCUAUGACCGAAACUUCCGUCCCCGCCUCAACUGCACCGUCAAGAGUCUCAAGACUGUCGGUGCUGGUAAGGAUGGGGCUUCUGGUGGCGGUAGUACUCAGCAGGACAAGGAGCCCAUGAUGGAAGUGACUCUUCGCUUCCCGGCCCGCGAGUACAACGACAGUCCUCACUGUCUUACUUCCGACAAGACCCAUGUCUACAUCAUGAUGAAAGAGCGUUGA
Fusarium coffeatum is the source of this 480-nucleotide messenger RNA. RefSeq lists its product as uncharacterized. The transcript is spliced from 3 exons. NCBI's taxonomy places the organism in Eukaryota, Fungi, Ascomycota, Sordariomycetes, Hypocreales, Nectriaceae. The coding region runs from base 1 to 480 and encodes 159 amino acids. The record is from RefSeq and is a predicted model, not a curated record.